Rhizoctonia solani is the source of this 1488-nucleotide messenger RNA. RefSeq lists its product as uncharacterized. NCBI's taxonomy places the organism in Eukaryota, Fungi, Basidiomycota, Agaricomycetes, Cantharellales, Ceratobasidiaceae. The record is from RefSeq and is a predicted model, not a curated record. The transcript is spliced from 11 exons. The coding region runs from base 1 to 1488 and encodes 495 amino acids.
AUGGCGUCCGAGUCGGAAUCAAAGCGGGUCUCUUUGGCAAUUUCAGACACUAAUCCCCCUGAAGAGUUCGAGCAAGGAAGCGGGCGUGCAACUCGUGCCAGGACUCGAUUGGUCGUCGAAGGAUUAUCUAACAUUGCAAUAAUAGCUAUUUUCGCUGCUGGCAUUCAAGCCCAGCUCUUAUCAGUAACAAAUACGGAGGAUGCUGGACCGGUAGCAAUCGCCACCAAUGCAGCUUUCUUCGGGGGGCUCAUCUUCUCAGCAUUCACUGCUGUAUUGGCCACACUGUCCGCCAGGUGGUUUUCCAUACUAAGAGAAGAUGAUGCGGACUAUUUGUCUAGUCGAUGGCUUGCUCAAGACAGCAAACGGGAGGAUGAUAAUCUUCUAAAGGAUUAUCUUGAUUAUCAACUUCGUUCAUUGGGAAAAAUUCGAGACCAGGCUGAGUCAAAUAAUCGGCGAAAUUCUCGGGUUGUUGUAAUACAAUUCGAUCGCGAGGUUGUUCAAGUUCAGUCUGACGAACCGCAAGCCCAGUCUAGAGAACCACAGACCCAGUCUACUGGAACACAACGUUUCAAUCCGAUUGUUUUCGAUGCCGAAUGUAUCCUUCGGUUACUGAGAAAAGAAAGAGGGUAUGAUGUCGAAAACGGAAGCGAGAGCCCGCCAGAAAUGCCCAAAUCUACACACAGAGAGAAGAUUUUGAGUUAUGUACUGCUGAGCCCACUCAUGGUUGGCAUCCCCUCCUUUGCUUUAUUCACGACCGGUAUCUUGCUCCUCGCAUGGGAUAAACAACAUUUAGCGCUAAUUGUGGAAGGAUUUAGUAACUUGGCACUCGUUGCCGUGUUGUUCAGUGGUGUACAGGCUCAACUCAUUCAAAUUAUUGCGGAAGACACUGAUGGUCAGAAUACCCUGGAUAUCGCAACAAACGCUGUGUUCUACGGAGGUUUGGUAUUGUCGGUCUUUAGUGCUCUGUUGGCAUGCUUGUCUGGGAGGUGGUUUUCGAUCCUUCGAGAAGAUGACUCUGAGUACUUGUCGAGCUAUCGCCUAUGGGAAAAAAAGUUGUCAGAUGAUGCAGAAUGUGGUGACCUCUGUCUGGGUCUGAGCAAGGACUUACUAUUUGAUUUAGAUCCCGAAGAAAAGCAAUCUACCACCUCAACUGAAGACCCAGAAGGAUUAAAGAAUCCGAGGGAUGAAGACAUCAAACACAUGCUCGAGCUACUGGAGCGCGAUAUUCGGGAGAACGAAAGCGAAGCGACCAUGAAGGAAAAGCUCAUGAGCCAGAUUCUCCUGAGUGCUAUCUGGAUCUGCUCGGCGGCAUUCGUGUUAUUCUGCGCGGGUAUUGUCAUGCUCGUGUGGAAUAAGCAGCACAUCACAGUCGCCAUACUUACCUCGGCCCUAGUAUUCGUCUGCAUUUCGUUCAUUCCGAUGUUCUUCCUCAAGCACCGACGCAAGCAUGUUAUUAGUCACCUUAACCUCAAGCGACCUGCUCUCUAG